AUUGGCCAUUCGAGGAAAAACAGACCAGGCUUCCAAUUUGAUACAGUUGCUAAACUUACGUGCAGAAGAUAUCCCGGAGUUACAGUCAUGGCUGGCUCGGAAGGAGAGCAAGUGGCUAUCUCAUGACAUCCUCAACGAGAUGACUGAAAUUAUGGCCCAUGAUGUGAUGAGAACGCUAAUUGGAGAAAUUAAGUCUGCUGAGUUUUUCUCUGUGAUUAUGGAUGAGACCGCCGAUAUUACGGUCAAAGAGCAGGUGUCUAUCUGCUUCCGUUUUGUGACUGAAGAUCUGGAACCAGAGGAACUUUUUCUUGGAUUUUAUCAGACAUCAAAAACGACAGCAGAAACCCUUUUUCAGCUUUUAAAAGACGUUUUGGUUAGAUUCUCACUGCCAGUCAGUAAAUGCAGAGGACAAUGCUAUGACGGUGCGUCAAAUGUGUCUGGCAUUAGAACAGGUCUACAGGCUCGCAUGCGGGAGCUGGAGCCCCGAGCACAGUACAUCCAUUGCACUGCUCAUGUUAUGAAUUUGGUUGUGCAUGAUGUCGCCCAAAACAUUCCACCAUGUCGGAACUUCAUGGUACUUAUUCGUGACAUGGUAACACUCAUCAGAAAUUCCCCAAAGCGACUCACCUGGUUCCAAGAGUUUCAAGGCAAAGACGCAUCAUCUUUGAAACCGUUAUGCCCGACGCGCUGGACCAUGACAACGGCCUCGUUACAAGCCAUUGCUUCCAACUACAGCGCGCUACUGGAAUUUCUGGAGGACCUGUCUCUGAACGAAAAAGGUGACGCAGGAGUCAAUGCUGCACUCCAAAAGAGGAGUUUGCACCUACAGAAAGCUAGGCAGAUGGUUGACACGCUCAGAGAAGACAUAAAGUGUCUUCGUGAAGAAGGAUUCCAAGGAUUUUGGGAAAACACAACUGCAGCAGCACAUGACUUGAAUUUGGAGAGCCCAGCUGUGCCAAGGCCAAGAAAAAUACCCCGCCGACUGGAAGAUGGAGGUUUGCCGCACUGCUUUCAAACACCAGAAACAAUGUACCGACAGCAAUUCUUUGAGAUCAUGGAUACAGCGUCAACAUGCCUGGACUGCAGGUUUAGUCCUUCUGUAUUCGAACGCAUGCAAGAUGUUGAGGAUUUUCUGAUCGGGAAGGGUGACUGCAAAAGCAUCAUGGAGUUCUAUAGGGAUGAUUUGGAUGAGAAAAGGCUCAGGCUGCAUCGUGAUAUGUGCAUUGACUUAGCAAAGCAACGAGGAGUUCGCCUAGCUUCUUUUCAAGAUGUAGUGGACUUCCUAAAAGGCAAUCAGGGAGAGCACCUGAGAAUCAUGUUGCCAGAGAUGACCAAACUAGUGAAACUCGCACUGACUGUCCCAGUAACAUCCUGCAGUUCAGAGAGGUCAUUUUCAGGCCUGCGGCGACUUAAAACUUAUUUGAGGUCCACGAUGGGGCAAGCAAGACUGACCCAUAUUGCUGUAUUGAACACUCACAAGGAUGUAUCAAGAAAUAGGAAUCUGGAUGUAAUCGCAGACGAAUUCAUCAAGCGCACUGCUGCGAGGAGUGCCACUUUCCUCAUAAAGAAGUAGCGUCAAUGGUGAGUGAAAACAAAUCCAAUUUUGAUAUUUAGUAGCUGUGUGGGCCUAUGUGUUGAUGGUUAAUUGACUGCAUUUUACUGCGUGGACCUGUAUGCUUUGUGUGUGUAACAACAGCAUUAGAUGGCCGAUUAUAACUUGUUUGGCUGGCGGCGUACGUGUCUCACAGCCACGGUGGUGUCGAAUUUGCGUUGGAUUGUGCACUUGGCCUUAGUUAA
Eleginops maclovinus (Patagonian blennie) is the source of this 1797-nucleotide messenger RNA. RefSeq names its product zinc finger MYM-type protein 1-like. The record is from RefSeq and is a predicted model, not a curated record. NCBI's taxonomy places the organism in Eukaryota, Metazoa, Chordata, Actinopteri, Perciformes, Eleginopidae. The coding region runs from base 140 to 1573 and encodes 477 amino acids. The transcript is spliced from 2 exons. Gene Ontology annotation, molecular function: protein dimerization activity.